Molecule: messenger RNA, 2478 nt
Organism: Nelumbo nucifera (sacred lotus)
Lineage: Eukaryota; Viridiplantae; Streptophyta; Magnoliopsida; Proteales; Nelumbonaceae
Source: RefSeq, a predicted model, not a curated record
AGUCAUGAAACGAAAGAACUGAAGAACCGAGAAGGCGAGGAAGACCUCGUGUCGGCCACCAGAGUAUAGUGUGAAGAGGCUUAAUAGAGAGACACAACCACGAGCUGAUUGCUCCUUUCAAGUAUACAAUUCGCUUUAUCGCUUGCUUAACUCUCUCUCUCUCUCUCUUUCUCUGAAGCAUCGAGACAACUGCUUGUGGACAAGCCGCUGCUUAGACUGUAACUCCCCCUGCUCCCUAAGUUGUAUCUCUCAUUCAUUUGAUGCUUUCCGUCGCAGCUCAAACAUCGCAGGUUUCCGGAUAGAUCGCCGUUGUUAACGACUUUUCCCGUUUGCUUGGCGCCUUCUUCUUGGAGGAUUCCGCCUCCGUUUUCAGUGCUUCUUUACCUCCUUUCGGUUUCCCCCUUUGUUUACACUUGCAGACCACCAAAAUCACCGAGAAGUUUGUCGAUGCAUACUUGUCCACUUCAGUCGACAUCUCUUUUGGAGCUUGUUCGCAUUUCCCACAAAUCUUCCGUCCCUUAAGUUCACUUUGGACUUUGGAGGUUUCUCCUUAGUAAUCUUUCUAGAAAUAACUACAUUUUGGAGCUUUGUCUUUGGGAUUUCUGCCGGUAAACUUGAGUAUAAUCUCGCUUUCCAGUUUCCAACUCCCGUGGCUUUCAGCUUUCUUAUUUUGCAAAUCUGUAUCUUACCAAAAAUAGAAAAAAGGGGCUAUUCACUUCAUCUGUUUGUUUCUUCCAUUUAUAAGUCUUGAGUUCUUAGUUUCUUAUCCUGCCGUCCUGCGCCGCUCUUCAUUUUUCAUAAGAUUCGUAGUGAUCUCUCUUGCUAUCGUAAAUAAUUUAUUUUCAUUAACAAAGGAAACCUUUGUUUCAUUCGUUUCCUGUCAUUAAAACUUUUCUCAGACGAUCGUAGUUUCCGUCAGGCAGGUUCCAAUCACACUCACACCCUCCACACAAAAGUGAGGGAAAAGAGGGAAAAAAAUGCUUCGAUAUCUCCUUUCCCUACUAUGCUUUUCGUUCAUUGUGCCAUUCCUGAAAUCUACGUCCGCCGCCGGCGACGUGAUAACAUGCUCCGGGACUGUACCGAUGAGAUACCGGAGCGAUAAGAUCUCUAUUACCGACUUCGGAGGUGUCGGUGAUGGGAAUACGUUGAAUACGCAAGCGUUUCGGGCAGCGAUAUAUCGGAUUCAACAUCUCAGGAGGAGAGGCGGCACGCUUCUCUACAUACCUCCAGGCGUUUACCUUACCGAGAGCUUUAACCUGACCAGUCACAUGACUCUGUACUUGGCUAGGGAUGCCGUCAUUAGAGCUACUCGGGAUACAUGGAAUUGGCCCUUGAUAGACCCCUUGCCUUCUUAUGGAAGGGGGAGGGAACUGCCUGGAGGGAGGUAUAUGAGUUUUAUCCACGGGGAUGGGAUUCAUGAUGUAAUCAUCACAGGUGAGAAUGGGACAAUUGAUGGCCAAGGUGAUGUUUGGUGGAACAUGUGGAGGCAAAGAACACUCCAGUACACAAGACCAAAUCUCAUUGAAUUUAUGAAUUCGAAAGACAUAAUCAUUUCCAAUGUGAUUUUCCGCAAUUCUCCCUUCUGGAACAUCCAUCCUGUUUAUUCCAGCAAUAUUGUUAUCCGAUACGUCACCAUUUUGGCUCCAGGUGACUCGCCCAACACUGAUGGAAUUGAUCCAGAUUCCAGCUCCAAUGUUUGCAUAGAGGACUCGUACAUUGCUACAGGAGAUGAUAUGGUGGCAGUGAAAAGUGGGUGGGAUGAAUAUGGCAUUGCCUAUGGCCGUCCUAGCUCCAACAUCACCAUCCGGCGGGUGACAGGUUCAUCCCCAUUUGCUGGAAUUGCAAUUGGAAGUGAAACCUCUGGUGGAGUGGAGAAUGUCUUGGCGGAGAACAUAAAUCUAUAUAAAAUGGGUGUUGGUAUCCAUAUAAAGACAAAUAUUGGCAGGGGCGGUUUCAUAAGAAAUAUUACAGUAUCAGAUGUGUACAUGGAGAAUGCACGAAAAGGAAUAAAGAUUGCAGGGGAUGUCGGGGACCAUCCAGAUGACAAUUUCAAUCCCAACGCUCUCCCUGUUGUCAAAGGGAUUACGAUCAAGAAUGUGUGGGGUGUGCAGGUUCAGCAGUCUGGGUCGAUACAGGGCUUGAAGAAUUCACCGUUUACAGAGAUUUGUCUCUCCAAUAUCAACCUUCGUGGUGUGUUGGUGCCAGGAACUACCCCAUGGAAGUGCUCUGAUGUCAGUGGGGCUGCUUUUGAGGUAAGCCCCUGGCCGUGCUCGGAACUAAUCAGCAAAAGUGGGACUGGUUCCUGUUCGGUUCCUUUUUGAGAUAAUGUACAACUCUGAAUUUGUUCGUUUGGCAACAGAAGGAUGACUAUUUAAUUGAAAUGAGUCUGUGUCAAUGCAAUGCAGUCUUGUAACUCUGUUGAUCCUAUACAAUGCAAAUGCAAUGUGUUGACUUGAAUGACAAUCCAAUUAGUGCAAA